Adelges cooleyi (spruce gall adelgid) is the source of this 3950-nucleotide messenger RNA. RefSeq names its product nuclear pore complex protein Nup133 (gene Nup133). Gene Ontology annotation, cellular component: nuclear pore outer ring. The transcript has 3 exons. Gene Ontology annotation, biological process: protein import into nucleus; poly(A)+ mRNA export from nucleus; transcription-dependent tethering of RNA polymerase II gene DNA at nuclear periphery. Lineage: Eukaryota; Metazoa; Arthropoda; Insecta; Hemiptera; Adelgidae. Gene Ontology annotation, molecular function: protein binding; structural constituent of nuclear pore. The coding region runs from base 404 to 3703 and encodes 1099 amino acids. The record is from RefSeq and is a predicted model, not a curated record.
CAUAACCGCAAAUUCUACUGUGCUAGUCGGUAGUCGCUGGAAUUUAAAUUCAAAUUUCAUUUUUAUAACAUCAAUACAAACUACAAAUUACAAUUUACUGGCCAAAGUCCUAAUGUGUAUACUAUAAUAAUAUUAUUUUUUUUAGACAUUUUAUGUUCAAACAAUAAAAAUCGCGUUCGACAAAAUGUUAUAAAAUCUGAUGAUUUAUUGUUUAAUUCAUAUUGUACCUACAGUUCUUUUUCCAAAGAAUCGAGUGAUUUUGGUUUUGAUAUUCUACAGUACUCUAGUUAUAACAAAACGAUAAUACAAAGUUAUCAUUUAUGAACCAUUUUAUUAGUUUGGUGGUUGGAUAGAAGUUGAUGUAAUCUUUUGGCAGAAUUAUAAAUUUCCCAAGUGUACUGAAAUGGCGUCAUUUGAUUUGAGAAGAGAAUUGCAAUCUAGGGGACCCGUAGCAAAUUUAAACAGAAGUAUCGCUAACAAAAAACAUACUUUACAUUUUGACGGUCGUUUUGUCAGCAAAUCAGAUCGGUACCAGUUGGAAUCAUACGGCCUUUACACCCCAAAUCCCGUUCUUGAAGGCCUGAGUUUGUCGCAUAAAAACAAAAUUUUAUGGUCUGCUCGACUAUCUGAAAGCCUGUGGGCGUGGUUUGUGUACGGUCGCAAGCUUCUGGUAUGGAACGCAGAAAACAAUAAAGAAAGAAAAAUGAACCCUUGUUUUGAACUUGGAUUACCUGCAAGUGAAGUUGCUCACCAAGCCGCUUUGGUAUGGGUGUACGAACCUGAAACGGGAAAAUCGUCUUCGCAUGCUUGUUGUAUCGCUGUGUCUCCAGAGGGAUUAAUACGAUUUUGGAGAGACGUCUAUGACGAAGUUGUGUAUAUCGAGCACAAUACAGAACUGAUGGGAAAAGAAUGUGAAUACCUGUAUCAAGUGGACAGUUCGAGAUUCAUUUUAUUAACAACCACCGCCGACUUAGUAAUGGUAACUAUUAACAUGGACAAUAUCCGACCACAAAUAACGAGUAAAAUAUUAACCGAAUCCACCGGUUGGCUGGGAAAUAUAUCUAUGAACUUGUCAUCGCUUGUUUUCGGUUCGGCCGGUCAACAAUCAGAUCCUAAAACCGUUUGUGGCUGUGUAGUUAGAAGUACCUACAAUUACACUGAGCGUUUAUACGUAGUGGCUACAAACGGUACAACAUUAACCAAAUGGAAUGUUUCAGCACCGAAUAGAGAAAAGCAAUUGUUUGAAGUCAAUUUGGCCAGUUCGCUACAAGAAAAAUUUUCUAUUAUGAUGUUCAACAGUGUUAGUACGGGUGAUAUGGACAUGGAAAUAAUUGAUAUGAAGCCAAUCAACAACCGAAACGAAGAAAUUAUCAUACUAAUCCAUACAAAACCAACUCAAGCGUACAACUAUUAUAUAUUAGCGACAAUUCAAGUCCAAGACAAUAAAUGUCCAAUAACUUCACUGCACGUGUUGAAUAAUAUCGAGAGUACGUAUUUGAAUGACUCGUCCUUGGAGUUGUUAGUUGCUGAACAACAAGUGUUCAUAUUAGCCAAGCAUUAUAUUAUUGUUGUUACUUUUGAGCCGGAGUUUCAAACUGAUGUCAUUGGGAAUGAUUGCGAUUUAAAAUUCGGAGGCGGGUCAAUAGUAAAUAACUAUGGUAUGUUCUUUACGCAAUCGCAUUGUUUAACAGUUGUUACUAGAAUAACCGAUUCCGAUUACGAUUUUAAUGAGUCCAGGAGUGUUCUUCAAGCGCCAGACUUUAAUCAGUCUGGCACGGGGCCGGUAGAAAUUGAAAGCGGUAGUAAUGAAACCAGACUUAAAUCUGCUUUUCUGCAGUUUGUAAGCCGCAAAAUAGAAAAUUGUAGAGCUUUAGUUAAACAAGCAUGCCCAGAAGAAUCGUCAGCCACUGAUGGGUGUAACUUAGAUAAAACUGUAUUUAAAGUUGGGGAAGAUCUAGUGAACGACAUCCCAAUCAACGAUCCCCGAUGGUUAGGCGUUCAAGGCGAACCAACAAUUAGAUCAUCGUCUAUGGUUAUUCUAAGCCACUUGGAGGAAAAACAACAGGCGAUACAUUGGUAUUUAAAAUUUUUACAAGAACUCGGUUUAUGGUCACGCAUGAGGAAAAUUAACAAGUACGGUACACAAGUAUAUACAGGAUGUGCACUAAAAGAUUUAAGUGAAAAACUACAAGCCACUGUGACAUUUAGAAAACUUGAAAGUGAACACAGUGAUUUGUUGGACUUAUUGAUUAAAGAUUGUGUAGGCAAUUAUGCCGAACAUUAUACUUCACCGCCCGGGCUUACACAUAUCGAUAAAUUUUACAAACAAGUCAGCAUGUCUCAUGUUCUUUUCAAAAGACUGUGUAAUUACGGCGAAGAAGUUGCGGCCACCAAUCGUAGUGCUGUGGAUAUAUGUGAUAUUUUAUGUAAAAUCAACAGUGUAUUGGUUAAAGUAAUCGGUGCUGUGUUGGAGUACAGAAGACAAAACGUUGAAUUCUUCCCAAUUGACAAACAGAAACAAACCGAAACAUCCUGGAUUUUGUGCAAAGGCGAUGAUGGUAUUUGUUCGGAACUUAUGGAUCAAAUAAACAUUACAUUGAAAUUCGCCGAAACGGCCAACGUGUCUAAAGAAAUACGUUCAGAAAUGUCUGACCACGUGUCGUUUUUAGUCGAUUCUAUUUUAUCGAGUUUUGUUGACGUGUGUUCGAGUUGUGAUACAAAAUAUACAGAUAUUAGAUACAAGUUACUCAAACAACUGGUCACCUACAAAGAACAUCACAAAGCAAUUGAAUUAGCUGAAAAAUAUGGCGAUUACAGAGUUAUUGUCGAAGUGUGUUAUAAAACGAGUAAUAUCGAACUACUGUAUAAUUUCAUGGACAAGUUGUAUGAUCAGAACUUUCGUCAAACUGUGUUUUCUUGGUACUUGGAACGAGAAAAGAUUGUGGAAUUUCUACGCAACUUUUGUCGUAAACAAAAAUAUGAACGUGACAUAGCCGUAGCAUUAGAAGAAUACCCAAAGUACGGUUGGAUAGCCGGAGGGUUGGCAGAAAAUUUGAACGUCGCUUGCGAAUCUCUCAAAAAGUGUUGGUCAAAAGAAGAAUCAAACGUCAUUAGGAAGCAAACCCAAUUGAACUUGUACAAAAUGGCAUGUUUGGCCAAAAACGGUCCAUUGGUCAAGAAUCCAGAAUUGGAACAAAUCGACAAACACUUGGAAAUGGUAAAUCAUCAGUUAAACAUUCCUGAAUGCGUUUUAGAAACAUUUGGCAUAAACUCGAACAACAUGCGGGUACUAUCGGCUAAAGAAAUAUUUAAUUUUUACAUUUGUAACGAAAACAUCAUGAUGGAUGAAAAUCAUUGCUUACGAGCUUUAUCGGUUCUAAGAUUUAUCGAAAGCAAUGAGGAGCGAGAAGAACUCAGUCGCCAAUUAUGGUGUGAAGCAAUUUUGAAAGAAACUCUUAAAUAUCCACUUCCCGAUCAAGAAAUCGACGACCCCGUACAAUUUGCAAGUAACCUGUUGUUUUUCAAAACGAUUACACUUGUUGGUGAAAGCGGUUUGGUAGACUUCUUGCCGUCUUUGGACUGGGUAUUAAAUGUAGAAGAACUAGAAAACUUUCAAUCUAACCCUGUGUGGCAAUAUAUUAUGAAAAUGGGAUUUGAAUAUUGUUUGAGACCCGCUGAAACAUCUGUGGAAUUUGAAAAUUAACAAGAAGAAAAAUGUUAACCAUAAUUUUGUAAUAGUUACAAUAUAAUUGUUUUUUUUUUUUUUAUGUAUAAAACAAGUUAAUAUUAAUUUCACUUACUUUUGAUAAUAUAUGUCUUUGUAUUGUAAUAAUUUUUGAAUUUCUUUAGACUUACUGAUCAAGUUAUCAUAAAACACUUGAUAUUUAUUGUGUAUACUAUAAUAUAGUGCAAAUGUAAUAAAUAAGUUAUAGCUAAAUUUUGUUUCGGAC